This is a messenger RNA of Adineta steineri, 822 nucleotides long. The record is from the annotation of a GenBank genome assembly. NCBI's taxonomy places the organism in Eukaryota, Metazoa, Rotifera, Eurotatoria, Adinetida, Adinetidae.
AUGUUUUCAUAUCAAACUCCAAUCAAUAUUGAGCAACAACAAAAGCAGCUCAAAGGUCAACUUGAUUCGUUGUACAAUCAAAUACAACGACCACGACAAUCCGCAGUACGAAAGAAUAUCUUACUCAUUGGUCGAACACGUAGUGGAAAGUCAACUCUUAAGCAAAUGCUGACGGAUCCCAGAGAAGUAUCUUCGGAACUGACGUUAUUCGCACAAACAAGGGAGCCAAGAAUGGAUAUUGUGAAAAUACAUCAUUCUGAUUUAACAUUAAAUCUAAUAGACACUCCAGGUCUAUUUGAUCGACAAUAUGACAGCAAUGGACUAUUAACAAACGAUGAAUGUCUUCGUCAAAUAAGGAAGUAUUGCAUUGACAUACAUGUUACUGAAUUUCAUUUAGUGUGUCUUUGCCUGUCAAUGCAUUCAGGUAUCAAUGCCGAAGAUAUUCAAGCAACCAGACAAUUUAUCGAAUACUUUGGUCCUCGUCUUGCGGAUCACCUUUGCAUGAUAAUAACACGAUGUGAAUCGAAGAAUGAAGGACAACGUUUACUAUUACACAAUGAAAUCGAACACGAUCAAGAUUUUGGACCGAUUACCAAACAAUUCAAAAAAGGAAUUCAUUUUUCUGGUGCUGUUAACCUUGAUGAUUGGAAUCAAGCUAAUAAUGCUGUACUACUACAAUUCAAUACUAUUUGUGAAUAUAGAAAUAUUCUUCUGAAUCUCAUUGAACAGUCAACAAGUUCAUUCAAAAUAGAGCCAUUGCUUAUUACACCACCUCUUUCACCUGUCCCAUCCAAUGAACAUUCCACUCGUAAAAAAGGUUAG